AGAUUUUUACUGAAUUGCGUGCUUUGCAGAUUUUUGUUUGAUUCAAGCUGUCCAGAUUAUAAAUACUAUGAGUUUCAGCUUCUUGAGGAAGAAAAGGCGCUUGCACAGUUGAAAGAGUCCCAGGCAUCACAAGCUGCUAAUGCAAGUGCUUCAACGUCUAGAACAUCAAGUGGUUCUCAAAGGAGCAACACCCAACAACAUUCUGAUUACCAAACUCCUGCUUCGGCAUUAUAUGGGACUUACGAGGAGUUGGCAUCUGCAGGAACAGUCUCCAGUCAUGGUGAAUCCAGUGGACCUCUAGCUUCAGAUCCUAUAGCAAUGAUGGAAUUUUACAUGAAGAAAGCUGCAGAAGAAGAACGAAGGAGGCAACCGAAGCAGUCGAAAGAUGAAAUGCCACCACCUGCUUCUCUUCAAGCUCCUGGCAAGAAGGGCCAUCACAUGGGUGACUACAUUCCACCAGACGAGCUGGAGAAGUUUCUGGCUUCAUGCAAUGAUGCUGCUGCACAGAGAGCUGCUAGAGAGGCUGCUGAGAAGGAUAAAAUCCAGGCUGACAAUAUUGGACACAAGCUUUUAUCAAAGAUGGGCUGGAAAGAAGGCGAGGGGCUUGGCAGCGAUAAAAGUGGCCGUGCAGAUCCUGUGAUGGCAAGAAAUGUCAAAUUGAACAAUUUAGGUGUUGGUGCACAGGAACCUGGCGAGGUUGCACCAGAUGAUGACAUCUAUGAGCAGUACAAGAAGCGGAUGAUGCUUGGUUACCGUUAUAGACCAAACCCGCUGAACAAUCCCCGGAAAGCAUAUUACUAACGAAAGCAUCCAUGGACUAGUCAUGCUGCAAGACACCCAUAUAUGAAUGAUGGGGAGUUCUGUAUUUUCCAAUGCUCUUUGAAAAAGAGAAUUAUGAGUUAUAGGAAUUUUCUGGUACUCUGAUUAAUCAGAGUUUAUGUUCUGUAAGGAUAUCAUGCUUUCAAACUAGCAGGAGGGGAAAACAUAUGAGAAUUAUUUAGUCUUAUGAGAUUUGUUUCUUCUGCUUUUCCUUUGUCCUCUUUUUCUUCUUUUUCCUUCCUGUUGUUUCUCCCAAAUUUAACUUGUUUUGGUCUACUUGACUUCAAAUUUGUUAAUGAAAAAAAGAAUAGUCUGGUGCACAAGGCAGCCCUCAUCAUA
Messenger RNA from Phoenix dactylifera (date palm), 1158 nucleotides. The record is from RefSeq and is a predicted model, not a curated record. Lineage: Eukaryota; Viridiplantae; Streptophyta; Magnoliopsida; Arecales; Arecaceae.